Lathyrus sativus (Indian pea) is the source of this 1344-nucleotide messenger RNA. NCBI's taxonomy places the organism in Eukaryota, Viridiplantae, Streptophyta, Magnoliopsida, Fabales, Fabaceae. The record is from the annotation of a GenBank genome assembly.
AUGGGGGAGUGGGUUGUUGGAGCUUUCAUCAACCUUUUUGGUAGUCUUGCUAUAAACUUUGGGACCAACCUUCUCAAAUUAGGACACAAUGAGAGAGAAAGACAUUUACUUGGAAGUGAUGGGGUACAUGGAAAGGCGAAUUUGAAGCCUAUUAUAUACUUUCAGAGUUGGAGAAUCGGUAUCCUAUUUUUCUUUCUUGGAAAUUGCCUUAAUUUCAUUUCCUUUGGCUAUGCCGCCCAGUCACUUCUUGCAGCUUUGGGAUCUGUUCAGUUUGUAUCUAACCUAGCAUUCGCUUACUUUGUGUUGAACAAAGUGGUGACAGUCAAGGUUCUGGUUGCCACGGCUUUCAUUGUUCUUGGAAAUGUUUUUCUAGUUGCUUUUGGCAAUCACCAAUCACCUGUUUAUACUCCAGAGCAGUUGACAGAGAAAUAUACCAAUGUCGCAUUCCUUCUAUACCUUCUAGCUUUGAUUGUAAUUGUUGUCUUGCAUCACUCCGUAUACAAGAGAGGUGAACUUCUGAUUGCUGUAUCAGGACAUGAGCUCAAACCCUUUUGGAGUUUGCUAUUGCCAUUUUCUUAUGCUGUAGUUUCAGGGGCUAUAGGUUCAUGUUCAGUGUUGUUCGCUAAAUCACUUUCUAAUCUUUUACGACUGGCUUUCUCCAAUGGUUAUCAGUUGCACAGCUGGUUCACAUAUUCCAUACUUCUUUUAUUUCUCAGUACGGCCGGAUUUUGGAUGACCAGGUUGAAUGAGGGAUUGUCCUUGUUCGAUGCAAUUCUUAUUGUUCCCAUGUUUCAGAUCGCAUGGACACUCUUCUCAAUCUGUACAGGAUUUAUAUAUUUUCAGGAAUAUCAGGUAUUUGACACAUUAAGGACAACAAUGUUUAUACUUGGAAUGAUGUGUGUGUUCAUUGGCAUUUCUUUGCUUGCACCUGAUGAAUCAAAAGUUUCCGAGACGAAAGACAGUUCUUUGGAUUCCAUUGUGUCUCCUGCCAUUUCAACAGAAAUGAAAAGGUUAGUAGCGCCUUCUGAAGAAGCGAACAACAAAGACACACACAACAAAGACGUGCGAACCUUUGUCAAAGGAGUCAUGUUAAAGGUUACAGAUAUUCUGGUCAAGGCAAAGACUUCUUGUGCAUUAACUCUUGGUUUUGGGGAGGAUACCAUCAAUGCAUCUUCAGUUUUUGUGAUGCCAAUGGUGUCGUCAAGAAUGACUGGCUUCAGAGGUAAUGGACUCGAACGGGCAAGAAUUUUAGCGAUGAGAAAUUCUGUUUGGAGCAAGAUACCUAUGGACGAAGAUGCAACUAAAUUGCUUGAAACUAGUGCAAUUGUUCCUUCAAACCUUUGA